Alnus glutinosa is the source of this 3098-nucleotide messenger RNA. RefSeq names its product EIN3-binding F-box protein 1. The transcript is spliced from 2 exons. Gene Ontology annotation, biological process: SCF-dependent proteasomal ubiquitin-dependent protein catabolic process. The record is from RefSeq and is a predicted model, not a curated record. Gene Ontology annotation, cellular component: SCF ubiquitin ligase complex. Lineage: Eukaryota; Viridiplantae; Streptophyta; Magnoliopsida; Fagales; Betulaceae. Bases 319 to 2268 code for a protein of 649 amino acids. Gene Ontology annotation, molecular function: protein binding.
CACUUGCGUGUAUUGUCAUGUACAGAAACCCCAUUCCCCACAAAAUAAAAGCUAUCGAUAGACCCACACCCCACCGUUCAUUUUUCUCCUUGCCUUUCUCUUUCUCCCUCCAUCUCCUCGCCUCUCUUUUUGCCCUAUCUGAUAGGGUUUCCAUGUCCUCGUAGAUCCCAAUUCUCUCAUGAACUCCUGCUUUGAAGCUCUGUACGUCGUCGUGUCAGCCUUAGUCUUCUUCGGCUCUCUCUUUUUUGCUCUCUUUGGAGGGUUGUCUGGUGCAAACCGGUGCAGAUUCCACCUCCCGGGGUUUUUUGAGCUAUUCCCAUGUCUAAGCUCUUCGGUUUCAGUGGAGAUGAUGAUUUUUGCCCUCGGGGGUCAAUAUACCCAAACCCCAAGGAAUCUAGCCUCUUUUUGUCACUUGGUAGUCAUGUGGAUGUUUAUUUUCCUCCUCGCAAGAGGUCUCGCAUCAGCGCUCCAUUUGUUUUCAGUGGAGAAAGGGUUGAGCAGAAGAAGCAGGUCUCUAUUGAUGUUCUGCCAGAUGAAUGCCUCUUUGAGAUCUUCAGGAGGUUGCCUGGAGGCCAGGAGAAGAGUGCCUGUGCAUCUGUUUCCAAGCGUUGGCUUACUCUUUUGAGCAAUAUCUGUAGGGAUGAAUUCUGCAGCAACUCAACCACUGAAUAUUUGAAGCCUGAGGAAAAGAGUGCUGAGAAUAAGGCUGAAGAUCCAGAAAUUGAGAGUGAUGGAUGCCUUUCUAGGAGCUUGGAAGGGAAGAAGGCAACAGAUGUUAGACUUGCUGCCAUUGCUGUUGGAACUGCUAGUCGUGGUGGUUUGGGAAAGCUUUUGAUCCGGGGAAGCAAUUCUGCUCGCAGGGUGACUGACGUUGGUCUCAGGGCAAUUGCUCGUGGCUGCCCUUCUCUGAGGGUGCUUUCUCUGUGGAAUCUUUCUUCUGUAGGAGAUGAAGGUCUGUGUGAGAUUGCUAAUGGGUGUCACCAGCUUGAAAAGCUUGAAAUUUGCCAGUGCUCUGAAAUUACUGACAAGGCUUUGCUUGCAGUUGCCAAACACUGUCCUAAUCUGACUGAUUUGACAAUAGAGUCCUGUUCAAAAAUUGGGAAUGAAGGCCUGCAAGCUAUUGGGCGCUGCUGCCCCAAUCUGAAGUCCAUUUCCAUUAAAGAUUGCCCCCUUCUUGGAGAUCAUGGAGUUGCAAGUUUAUUAGCUUCUACCUCUUAUGUCCUAACUAAGGUGAAGCUGCAGGCUUUGAACAUUACUGAUGUGUCUCUGGCUGUUAUUGGACACUAUGGCAAGGCUGUAACUGAUCUUGCCCUCAUUAGCCUCCCAAAUGUGAGUGAGAGGGGCUUCUGGGUCAUGAGCAAUGGUCAUGGGUUGCAGAAAUUGAAAUCCUUCUCAAUUACAUCAUGCCGAGGAGUAACAGAUACCGGGCUUGAAGCUGUGGGCAAAGGGUGCCCAAACUUAAAACAGUUCUGUCUCCGUAAGUGUGCUUUGUUAUCUGAUAGUGGGCUGGUCUCUUUUGCCAAAGCUGCAGGGUCACUUGAGAGCCUGCAAUUGGAAGAGUGCCACAGGAUCACCCAAGUUGGGUUUUUUGGUUUACUUAACUGUGGUGCAAAAUUGAAGGCUCUUGCUAUGGUGAACUGCCUGGGUAUUAAGGAUCUAAAUAUGGGAUUGCAUCUACCAUCUCCUUGCAAAUUCCUGCGAUCAUUGUCCAUCCGUAAUUGCCCUGGGUUUGGUGAUGCUAGCCUGGCUGUGUUGGGGAAGCUGUGUCCUCAACUGCAGCAUCUAGACUUGAGUGGGCUUCAGGGAAUAACAGAUGCUGGGUUUCUCCCACUGCUUGACAACUUUGAGGCUGGUCUGGUGAAGGUUAAUCUUAGCGGUUGCGUGAAUUUGACAGACAAAGUGGUUCUAUCCUUGGCUGAACUGCAUGGUUGGACUAUUGAAAUGCUAAAUCUCGAUGGUUGUUGGAAGAUCAGUGAUGCAAGCAUGGUUGCAAUAGCAGAAAACUGCCAAUUGCUUGGUGAUCUUGAUGUUUCAAAGUGCAUGAUCACCGAUUGUGGGAUUGCAGCACUGGCCCUGGCAAACCAACAGCUCAAUCUCCAGAUGCUCUCAGUUUCAGGGUGCUCUUUGAUAACGGACAAAAGCUUGACUGCCUUGGAAAAAUUGGGCCAGAACCUCUUGGGGUUGAAUCUCCAACACUGCAAUGCCAUCAGCAUUAGCACUGUUGAGCUGCUUGUGGAGCAGCUAUGGAGGUGUGACAUCCUUCACUAAGCAGGGAAUGGCGUGUUGAAACCCCCCUUUCCUGAUUCAUGGAAGGACAGGGUUGAACUAAAUUAGGUCUCAGAAUUCCACUCGGGUUUUGUGAGCAGCAGGUUGUGUAUUUUUUGGGUCCAUAAGCUAUGGGUCUUCAGUAAUUCGGUUACCCGGUUCCAUUUUCCAGGGAGUACAGCCAUUGACUCUUUUUUACAGGUUUCCUUAAUUGGAAUCUGUUCCAGUUUUUUUGCUCCCAAGUAAUGGGGGCUUCACUUUGUCAUGAUGGCUGUAUUUCCCUGAGAACGUAGUUACCGAGUCCUGAAUCUAUGGUUUCUUACGAGUGGUCAUGGUUUUUGUAUUGCUGGGUGUCAGCACCUGGUGUUUUUAGCCUAGCCUUCAUGCAUGUAUGUGCUAGGGCUAUUCUCUCUCCCCUUCCCAGUUGUGAGUCUGUCCAUUGUCUUUUACCGAGUCUUUCACGUUUUUGAACUUGUGUUCUGCACGUGAUGGUUGGGUCUCUCUGUUUUCCUCAAAGGGCAGGUUAUGUUCCUGGAUCCAGUUUAUUGUGAUGGUUGGCUGUGGCAGUUUGAAAUUUUUGGUGCCUUGUGGUUUCUGGGGCUUUGGCCGUGGCAGUAGGUUUAUAUACAAAUUCUGCCAUGACAACCUCUUCCUCACGGAGGGUUGUUUUUUUUUCACCAAGCCCUAGUUUUUCAGGCUUCCUUUGUUUGCAAACUGUGCUAUGCAACCUCCUCCUUAUGAUGUAAUGAAAAUUGUUAUCUGCCCUUUGUGAUGUAUUAUGCUUUUCACCCUAUUGGGGGAUGAUAAAUAAAAAAUUUCUGUCUUUGUAUUUA